CGACAAAGGUCAAGGAAGUGUUACACGGGCGGAUGGGUAUUGGGCUGGGGCCCAUGUAGAUAUUGCUCUGGAUGUCAUUUCAUCCCUUUCUUGUUGGAACAAACGACAAUCGUUUCCCAGCAAAACUUGGUAGAUUGCAGAGUUCUCAUUCUCAGUCACUCUACAUUCUCUCUUCUCUCUGUCUCUCUCUCUCUCAGCUCGAACAUGGGGACAACAAUUCGCAUGAUUGACAUAGCAGUGAACUUCACAGAUGGGAUGUUCAAAGGGAUUUACCACGGGAAGCAUUGCCACGUGUCCGACAUCGCCAUCGUUCUGAGCAGGGCUUGGAGCGCCGGCGUUGAUCGCAUUAUUGUUACUGGUGGGUCACUCGAAGAAUCAAAGGAGGCUCUCGCCAUAGCUGAAACUGAUGGAAGGCUUUUUUGCACGGUUGGUGUGCAUCCCACAAGAUGCAAGGAAUUUGAAGAGAGUGGGGAUCCGGAGAAGCAUUUUCAAGCUCUUUUGUCGUUAGCACAAGAGGGAAUAGAGAAAGGGAAGGUGGUUGCAAUCGGUGAAUGUGGAUUGGACUAUGAUAGGCUUCACUUUUGCCCUGCAGAGAUUCAAAAGAAGUACUUUGAGAAGCAGUUUGAAUUAGCAUAUGCUACAAAGCUGCCCAUGUUUCUACAUAUGCGUGCAGCCGCUUAUGAUUUCUGUGAAAUCGUCGAGAGAAACAAGGACAGGUUCACUGCUGGGGUGACCCAUUCAUUUACUGAUACUGCAGAAGACAGUGACAAACUUCUUUCCUUUAAGAAUAUGUAUAUAGGUGUAAAUGGUUGCUCUUUGAAGACAAGCGAGAAUCUUGAUGUUGUGAGGGACAUUCCUAUAGAGAGAAUGAUGAUUGAGACAGAUUCUCCGUAUUGUGAAAUUAAGAAUACUCAUGCCGGGAUUAAGUUUGUUAAGUCUGUAUGGCCCUCUAAAAAGAAGGAAAAGUAUGAUCAAGAAAGCAUUGUUAAAGGCCGUAAUGAACCUUGUUUAGUUUGGCAAGUUCUUGAAGUUGUGGCUGGUUGUAAAGGUAUCAGUGACAUAGAGCAGCUGAGCAGGACAAUAUACCACAAUACUUGCAGGGUUUUCUUCCCUCAGGAUCUUGAUUCUGCAGCAGAUGCCCUUCUUUCCAGUGGCCAUGGUCCUUAGUAAACUAGGUCCAACAGUCUGAAAUAUUCAAUUACCCAUUUUCCCAAAAUACUCCUCUCCCCCCUUGUUUUUGUUGAGGACGCAUUGUGUUGAGUCGCACAUUUUUGUACUUCAUUUACCAACUGACUCUAUUUUUGUAAUUUUGGAAAUUGAGAACUCUCAAUAUUACAAGUUCAAUUGUUAAAGAUACCAAUAAUUCUCUGUCUCA
Messenger RNA from Morus notabilis, 1375 nucleotides. Its product is annotated as putative deoxyribonuclease TATDN1. The record is from RefSeq and is a predicted model, not a curated record. Gene Ontology annotation, cellular component: cytosol. The transcript is spliced from 12 exons. NCBI's taxonomy places the organism in Eukaryota, Viridiplantae, Streptophyta, Magnoliopsida, Rosales, Moraceae. Gene Ontology annotation, molecular function: 3'-5'-DNA exonuclease activity. The coding region runs from base 205 to 1167 and encodes 320 amino acids.